Microtus ochrogaster (prairie vole) is the source of this 3501-nucleotide messenger RNA. It is a transcript of the gene Pnma5, whose product is annotated as PNMA family member 5. The record is from RefSeq and is a predicted model, not a curated record. NCBI's taxonomy places the organism in Eukaryota, Metazoa, Chordata, Mammalia, Rodentia, Cricetidae.
GUCACAGGAACGGGAUCAGUGCACAGGAAGCAGCAUCCCUGCACCGCCUGUCUGAAUAGAAGCCAGAAGACCAAUAGCAUCAACCAUCAGUGCUAGCAAAAUCGCUUUAUCCAUACUUCAGCAAACAUCAGGGUACUUGGAGAAUACACGCUAGAUUCCCCAGACUUCCAGAGAGGUUACCACGGCAAGAGGUUGUGGGAAACCCAGGACAGACAUGCUGCCUUUCUACAUGGCAUUGGUUUUAGAAUCGUUUGCGUCUUAGGAAAAUUCUUAGCUAAUAAGUACCUGAGUAUUAGGUCUGUCUCUAGAGGGUGGGAGCAAUGGCUGUGGCUCUAUUAGAUGACUGGUGUAAGGGGAUGGACCUGGAUCCCAAGAAGGCGGUGCUCGUUGUGGGCAUCCCUGUGCAGUGCAGUGAGGCUGAGAUAAAGGACACGCUGAAGGAAGGCUUACCUCCUUUGUGUGCUCACAAGGUGAUAGGUAGAAUGUUCAGGAGGGAAGACAAAGCUAAGGCCGUCUUAAUUGAACUGACAGAAGUUGUCGAUUAUACUAUGAUGCCCACUCAUAUACCAGCAGCAGGGGGGGCCUGGGAAGUGGUAGUCAAACCCCGUAGCCCAGAUAAUGAGUUUAUCAAUAAGCUGAUCUACUUUCUGAAAGAUGAAGGACGGAGAAUGGUAGAUGUAGCCAAAGCCCUGGGGUUUAGCACUGCCCCUACAGUGAGCAUGGAGCUAAGGAAUUCAGACCAAGACAAACCAGAAGGUUUGAAGUCUCUGUGCAAUAGCGUGUGUUACCGAAAACUGAAAGUGUUUUCUGGCAGUCCCUUUCCAGGCCCAGGAGAGGAGACCUUUGAAACCUGGUUAGAGGAGGUCACUGAGAGGAUGCAGUUAUGGCAGGUGGGUGAGGAGGAGAAGAAGCGGCGCCUUCUAGAGAGCCUGCGAGGCUCUGCCCUGUCAAUUAUGCAGGCACUCGGGGCUAGCAGUGACUCCCUAACUAUGGAGCAGUGCUUGAAAGCACUAAAGCAGGUCUUUGGGAAUAAAGAGGACUGUAAGGUCUUACAGUUCCAAUGCCGUCAGAAUCCGAUUUCCUCUCAGAAAGCUGUAGAGAAGCUGUCUGACUAUUUGCUGCGCUUAGAGCCCCUCCUGCAGAAAGCAGCGCAGCAGAGCCCCUUGGCAGCACACAGCACAGAUUCGAUUCGCCUCCAGCAUGUCUUAGCUCGAGUCUCCCUGACCACUGGCCUUAGGAGCAGGCUAUCCCUCUUAGAUCAGCAAGGGUGCCCACCCACUUUUCUGGAGUUAAUGAAACUCACUCAAGAGGAAGAAGAGUGGGAGACCAGCAUGGUGGCGAAGGAGGAGCAGAAUCGGGCUGGGAAGGAGAGUGGCCCAUGUGAGGCAGCAGCAGAUCAGGUUACCACCCAGGCAGGGUUCUUUCGGGAGAUCAGCACCCAGACCACAGGAGAGGAAAUUAUAUCAGUGAAACGGAGGCGACUGCUAUGGAGAGCCAGUGCUGGGGAGGACGGGCCUCUGGGGCAGUCAAGUUUGGGGGCUAAAAAUGAACCUGAGGAGCAGAAACCCCAUGUUGUAGCUCAGGAGUCGGGAAACGAGCGAGGGGCUGGGGCUAUGAGCCACCCCAACCCCAGGGAAAUAUAGGCUCAAGAAAUCCAGAAACUCCUUCUUCUAGCAGGCAACAAAGAUACCUUGGCAAAAUGAUGGGGCAGCCCAGACAUGGCAGGGGACUUAAGUUGUACAGAAGGGCAAGGUGGCCAGGGCCAGGAUAAAGCAUCUCACAGGCCACUAAUUAGAAAUGAUUAUAACAAGCAAAAACAAGCUCCACCUAGCUCAGUGACUACCAUAUCCCAGGCUUGUGGAGAAUACCAGAAAAAGAAAUGGGGAACUACUAUAGCCAAACUUCAGGAUGAUCCAGACUCCAGUUGGGAUGCUAGUGAAUCGGAGGAUGAAGGUAGUGAGGGCGGUGACUCUGAGCUAAGAAUGCCCACCGGCACUGAAGCAAGACAGGGCUUGGAGGAACCGAUCACAGGGCUGUCCUGGCCAGAGAGAACCAAUGCCUGGGGAGAAGUGCAGCAAGGCCGGGAGACAGUGCUCCGGAGAGGAGGCCGCAGGAUCCAGCCUGUCUUCAGGAUCAUCUACACUGCUCUAGGGGAGCCUCACGAGGGCAGCACCCUUGAGUCCUUUCGUGAGUGAAACACCAGGGUCCCUGGACCCAAAGGCCCCGGGACACCAGUGCCAACCCGGAGGCAGAUCCCAUCCUGGCACCCCGGCAGGACUGUGAGUGGGGGGAAGACAGCAGUGCCCAAGAAGAUCCCCGGGCUAGGGGUGCGUACCCAGCACCAUAAGGUUUGUGCCCUCAGCUGGUCUGAGAGCCCAUGAGUGUGCAGGACAGAUUGGUGUGAACAAGGAGGUGGAAGAGCAGCAGCAGGAGGACUUGGUGGGGCGGUAGUUUGUUCUGGUCUCUUUUGUCCAGGGCUGCUGGAGAAAUCCAGAGAGCAAGCAAGGAGAGCCUGGUGAAUACAACUCGGCAGGCAGCUGCCACGGCUGGCCCCCAACCCUGCCGACCUGAGAGGGUGGCCUGGCGCUGCUGCCGAGGUGCCAUCCUCCGUCUGCCAUCCACACCAGACGGGUGGAAGUUACAGAAGAGGCCGCCUCAAGGGUUCUUUCUGCCUGGCUCUCCCAACACGGAUGCCCCCUCCCCAUUGCUAUCCCGAGGGAGGCUACUCCCGCCUCUGGAACCCCUCCCUCCACUUAUCUGCUAACCUCAUAGUGACCCACUCGGCUGUCCACCGAGUCCUUUCCCCCUUGAGUGCUCAUCCCCCACCCGUUGCUUCUGUACCAAGCUGUGAGUGAAGUGUGUGUUAACUUGAGCAGCUGGAGGCCCUGACUACCUGGUCAGUGGCCCCUACUCCCGGCACGUGUUGUGAGCUUCUGUGAGCUGCUUUGCCAGCCAAGGCUGCCUAGCUCCCCUCCCACCGGUGUUGUGAACGCUUCUCGUCUGCUUUCCCGGUGUACAUCUAGGCCAGCUGCCCGCUGCUUGCUCUCCUGCAGAUGUGUGGGUGUUCUUACACGAUCAAGUGCUCCCCAGAACCCCCAGGCCCAGUCCUGGAUGCCAGCGGGAAGCAAGGAUGUCGACAAGGGACUGGUUGAUUUGGUGUGGGACUGUGCUGUGAUCUAUGCCUGCUGUUACUUACGACUAUUUUCUAGGGCUGGUGGGGUGCUGCAAGCAAGGCCCCCCCAUUUCCCUGUGAUGGGUCUGUGAUGCUGUAAGGCAGCACCGUCCUAUAGUGGUAAACCCUUGAGAGCAUUCGUAAGGGGCAAGGGGCAUUAUCAGAGCACCUAAGACAGCAUAUUGUAGCAGAAGGUCCUUGUGUAGACAGGACCCUGUGAGGGGGGAAGGGCAGAGCCUGUAACUUCUAGUGCCCAUUGAAAGUUUCUGUGUUACCUUUUUUUUAGUGGUUUUAGUACAAGUUUUUGUUGAAUAAAUUUCAUGAAUGUU